GCGUCGACGGGCUGGUUCGAAUGUAGGAGGACAUGAGGGUUUUUUCGGCACAAAGCCAGUGAGCGAGGUCCUGGAGCCCGUAUCCUGCUGCAAUGGCCAGGGCACAUGCCCCGAGGGCUCCCCCGGGAACGGCCUCGAGCGGGAUCGAACAAAGUUUCGCGGCGUCCUCGAUCGAAAUCCUUAGGCACCCGUAAACGAAUGCGGUGUGAAAGAACGCCGUUACCACGGGUGUUGUCGCGGCAACAAUCGCCGCAUAGGCCCAGACAGAAAUCGCUGCGAGCUCCGGAUCCAGGACAACCCCUGCCAGCUGCACUGUCCCCCACACGCCAAGCCCCGUGGUGAAGACGUGAGCAAGGGCGUUAAGGUCGUGUUUGUGAUAGGGGUGAAAGGAGCGUGCAAAAUGGGCGUACGACGAUUUGGUCCAGAAGACGGACCGCAGAGUAUGUGGAUACCCGUCGUUCUUGGGUUGGGAAUCCAUUUCGGAAGAGGGGCGGGGUGGCGUUGUGUUUUGUUGGUGUCGUUGGAAUCUGACUUCGGGACGGUCGUCUAUUUUUUGUUGUGAACAAUUGCUUCGCUCCAAAGAACUGUACAAGAAAUUGCGAGGCAAACGCUGAUCGACUCCUUAAGGUUGUUUGAAACCUUGAAAUGAUUUGAGAAAGCUUCUUGUCAAUGGUUUCUGCCUUACGGUUCGCGAUGAUGUCUCGAUAGUCAGUCGAUGCUCGGUAUUGUUCUCAGAUGCGAUGCCGGUGGGAGAACGGAUUGAGAUUUUUGGAUGAGCUGUACGUUUUUCUUUCCCAAUGCGAUUAUCUGUCGUGCGGUACGGGUACGAUACCGUACUUGGACCGAUGACAUAGUAGGAUGGUGGGUGAUGACAUUCUUAUCUUGAUGGAUGAUGGUGACAAAAAAUUCUCACGAUGAUCGUAGGUUAAAAAGUAGCGAAUUCGUUAGGCAUCAAAAAAUCUACCACACGUUUACAAUAAUUCUUUCCAAACGUAGGUCGAGUCAAAUCAAGUAAGAAUAGUACUGGAGAAAGAUUUUGAAUCAAGAUUCGAAAUGAUUCUUCGUUUUUGGCGUUCGAGGCAUCUGUUUUCCGCCUCUCGAAUUCUAGGAUGCUGUGAAGUACUGUACGUACCGUACAGUACCACAUGAAUCUUUUAAAAUUAAUCGUCACUUUUUUCCGUGGUUAGACCAUCCCUGAAUCUACCGUGAAAAACUUGGGAUGCGUUUUUCUGCAAGAAGAUUCGACCAUCCCCUCCCAUCAUCCACAGAUGACGCACAACCUCGCAUUGCACAAUGGCUCUACCAAGAACACAAUCAGCAUUGGUUUUCUAACCCGAAAUCGUACGGUGCUAAAACAAUAUAAGUUCGGUUGCUCGAGCCGCAACACCGUAGGAGUACUUGUGUCACAGACAAAUCAUUUUUUUGGAGAUAGAACAUCGUCUUCGCCAUAUUUUCCUUUCCUCCGAAAACACAGCUGGAGUGAUAGAAAAACAAAAGAAGAACAACGGUGAAGUCAAUACAACCAUGUUGACAUGUGAGUAUUCCGAAAAGCGGUUUUUUCGUCGUGUUGAAAUCCAAUCUCCCUUGUUUUCAAAGCAUCCCACUGAAUGUCUGUUUCCAAUCGUUCGUUUUCUUUUUCUUCUCUCUGGGUUCCUCUGGUGUCCUCAGUCAACAGGUCGUCGGUGGACAAACUGAGCGCUGCGGUAAGCAAUGCAGUGAGCAAUGCUGCAGUCGCGAGCAUGGCUCAGGUCUCGAAGGCCUCAGAAACAAUCUUCUCCAACCUCAGCUUGAGCAAUAGCAACAAUACCCAGCUUACCUAUGCCGCGGGAGCCGUUGUAGGUCUUUACAUGGGGAGCAUCGUCGUGAAAAAAUCCUUCAACAUGAUCGAUGCAAUCUGCAACCGAACGUACAUUUACAACAUUUGCUGGGAAGAUCCUGCCGUCGACCACCAGCUAUUGAAAAUCACUCCCGACGAUGUAAUCUUCCGAAUCUGUUCCGCGGGAGACAUUGUCUUGGAUUACGCAAUCGAAGGACCCUCUAAGAUUGUCGUGUGCGACAUGAAUCAGCACCAAUUGUGGCUCUUUGAGUUAAAGAUCCGAAUGCUCCGGGACCCCAAACUCACCUACGAGGAGUGGUGGGGCAUCUGGGGGUCCUCCGACGUUUCGAUCGCUCUCAGUGUGUGGAAACGAAUGCGGCACACCAUGUCGGCCGGUGGACGCAAGUGGUGGGACGGACGCAUCGAGCGCGUCUUUCGGCAGGGCUUUGUGACGACGGGAUCGACGGGUUUUUGUUCGAAAUUCCUCAUUCCCUUCGUCAUGUUCUUUUGCGGAUUCGACUUCAAGGAAUGGUCCGAAAAGGGCUUCUCGCACGACUACAUCCAGGCCAAUUACCACGUGAUCGAGCGUUCCGCAUGGUGCAUGCGUCGUCUCUUCCCCAGCAUCAUUGCCCCCUUUGCCGGUGUGCCUCCCAACCAGAUCGGGCCCGAAUUCUACACGGUUGAAUUUUACGAGACGAUCCUGAAGGAAAUCUUCAUGGAUCCAGACUUUGGUACCUCCAACUACUUUUACCGAUUCUAUCUGGAACACGGAUACAAGGACAAAUCAUGCUGCCCUCGAACGCUCCAGGAAGUCCACUUCGAAGCCCUGCGCGAAAACGCGAGUUGUUUCGAGUGGCACCAUUCUACGGUCCAGGAAACGAUGGAACGCGUCAAGCCCCACUCGUUCACGAAGCUGGUCCUGCUGGACCACAUGGAUUGGAUGCCGAACAGCAUGGUCCACGACGAAUGGAUCGCCCUGCAACGCGCCACCGUUCCCGGCGCCAAGAUUUUGUGGCGUUCCGCCUUUACCCACAUGGGGGACAAGCCCUUCUUCAACAACCUGGACAUCUACGAUCUUAGCCCGCAGUGGUAUCCCAAGGACCGCGUCAAGAUGUACCCCGGCACCUUCCUCUCGCACAUGCCCAAGGACCCCUUCCCGUUCAUCGAUCCCGAGCCGUCGCCCUGCCAGAGGGCAUCCCUCGCGAGAAAGAUGAGCACGACCGCAAAGAUGAUCCUACACCCCCUGACGGCGGGCCUCGCCGGCACAAGUGCCCACGGCGACAAGAUGUCCUCGUUCUACGCCGCCCAGGCAAGGGGGUACGACGCCGUCCGUGAAAACAUGCUCGUGGCGAGGCCGGAAAUGAUCUCCGCCCUUGGACCCAUCCGGAACGGACACACGUGGCUGGACAUCGGCGGCGGAACCGGCCGCAACCUGCACUACCUGCGCGCGCAGCUGGACCGCUUCCGGACGAUCGUCGUCCUGGACAUCUGCCCCGAGCUGCUGGAAAUCGGCAGGCAGUCGGCCCUCGAGUCCUUUUCGCCCGGGCAGUGCGAACGAAUCAAGUGGGUCUGCCUCGACGUGAACGACCCCAACGCCGGGGAGGAGCUCGCAAAGAUCACCGGAACCGAAACCGGGCGUGGGUUCGACACCAUCACCUUCAGCUACUCGCUCUCGAUGAUCCCCGAGUGGGAAAAGGCCCUGUGCUCGGCGCGGUCCCUCAUGUCGAACCACGGCCGCGUGCUGGUGGCCGACUUUGACACCUACACCGAGGCCGGAACCUCUGCGAAGGACUGGGCGAUCCGUACCUGGUACAAGCAAGACGGCGUCCGCAUCGACGCGAGGUCCCGGGAGGUCAUCCUGAACACCGUCUUUGCCGGGGACGAGUACACCAACACGUGCGUCCGGAUGCAAAAGAAGCUGGCGGGCGUACGGAUCCCCCACUACGUGGCGUGCUGCCGAAAGAGGACCGACACGCUGCACGACGGACACCGGCGUCCGUCCUUUCCGGACUUUUCGAAGCUGGAGAACGGGGUGCAGGAGGAAAAGAAGGAGUAACGCAAUGUUUUCCGUGCAUGGCAGGUGCUCUGUUCACCCGAUCGAGUGCUAAUACACUAAUGUAACAAAAUGUCUUUACAAUG
This is a messenger RNA of Pseudo-nitzschia multistriata, 3955 nucleotides long. The record is from the annotation of a GenBank genome assembly. NCBI's taxonomy places the organism in Eukaryota, Bacillariophyta, Bacillariophyceae, Bacillariales, Bacillariaceae.